Messenger RNA from Prunus mume (Japanese apricot), 4130 nucleotides. It is a transcript of the gene TSK, whose product is annotated as tetratricopeptide repeat (TPR)-containing protein. Gene Ontology annotation, cellular component: nucleus. NCBI's taxonomy places the organism in Eukaryota, Viridiplantae, Streptophyta, Magnoliopsida, Rosales, Rosaceae. The record is from RefSeq and is a predicted model, not a curated record. Gene Ontology annotation, molecular function: protein binding. Gene Ontology annotation, biological process: response to DNA damage checkpoint signaling; epigenetic regulation of gene expression; meristem structural organization.
UCUCAGACAAAUUAGAGAGUGAGAGAGAGAAAUGGCUCGGGAGGAAGCGCAGCUGAGCGCGGCCAAGAAGUCGUAUCGAAACGCUAAGGCUACGGGGAACCACGAGGAGGAGGCUCGGUGGGCGAAUGUGAUCGGUGACAUGUUGAAGAAGAGAGGGGAAUACGUGGAGGCCCUCAAGUGGCUGCGUAUCGACUACGACGUCUCCGUCAAGUACUUGCCCCAAAAACAUUGCCUCCCCACUUGUCAGUCACUCGGUGAGCUCUAUCUUCGCCUUGAGUUUUACAAAGAUGCUCUUCUAUAUCAGAAAAAACAUUUAGAGCUCGCUGAGGAUGCCAAUAAUCUCAUUGAGCAGCAAAGGGCCAAUACACAACUAGGUCGUACCUACCAUGAAAUGUUUUUAAGGUCUGACGAUGACCAUUAUUCGGUUCAGAAUGCCAAAAAGUAUUUCAAGUCUGCUAUGAAGCUUGCACAGAUUAUCAAGGAAAAUCCACCUACUAAGAAUUGUUCUUUCCUCAAGGAAUAUAUUGAUGCGCAUAACAAUAUAGGAAUGCUUGAGUUUGACCUUGAUAAUCUGGAAGAGGCUCGAAAAAUCUUAACUAAAGGAUUGGAGAUUUGCGACGAAGAAGAGGUAAUGGCAGACGAUGAUGGGCGCAGCAGGCUCCAUCACAACCUUGGAAAUGUUUACAUGGAGCUAAGGAUGUGGGAUAAUGCUCGGGAACACAUUGAGAAGGACAUUAUGAUAUGUAAAAGAAUUGGCCAUUGCCAAGGGGAGGCAAAGGGCUACAUCAAUCUUGGUGAAUUGCAUUAUCGUAUUCAGAAGUAUGAGGAAGCACUCCUUUGCUACCAAAAAGCACGUGAACUGGCAAAAUCAAUGGAAGAUGAGGAUGCUUUACUCAGGCAAAUUGAUCAAAAUAUUGAAAUUGUAAAUGACGCCAUUAAAGUAAUGGAUGGGCUGAAGAAAGAAGAGCAGAAUCUCAAAAAGCUAACAAGAGACAUGGCCAUUACAAGAGGCACACCGCGUGAGAGGAAGUGUCUGCUGCAGCAAAAUGCUUCUCUUGAUUGCCUCAUCGAGAAAUCAAGGACAAUCUUUGCCUGGCUGAAGCUCCUUGAAUUUGCGAAAAGGAAGAAGAUAAUAGCGAGUGAGCUUUGUGACCAAGAAAAGCUGAGUGAUUCUCUUUUGGUUAUUGGAGAAUCAUACCAGAAGCUAAGAAAGUUCAAGAAAGCCCUUAAGUGGUCCAUGAAGAGUUGGGAAAUAUACAAGUCAAUUGGUAAUUUGGAGGGGCAAGCGUUAACAAAAAUUAAUGUAGGUGAUGUUUUGGACAGUGAUAAUAAUUGGGAAGGAGCACUAGAUGCAUUUGAAGAGAGUUACAGGCUUGCGGUUGAGGCGAACCUUCCUUCUGUACAGCUUAUGGCGCUAGAGAACAUGCACUACAGCCACAUGAUAAGAUUUGACAAUGUUGAAGAGGCCAGGAGAUUGCAGCAUCGAAUCGACAAAUUGAAGCAAUCAAAAUAUAAAGAUCUUCAAACAAAAAAUGUGGCAGAGGAUCACUGCUCUGAAUCUGAUACAGAAGGGAGUGGUCAUCUGUCAGAUAAUAUGUGCAAUGUAUGCGGUUCAUCAGAGAUAAGAAAAUGCAAUUCUAGCAAAUCACAAUCUUUAGCCAGUUCGACCAAAGCUUCACCCAAGGUGAAAUCCGCUCAUUUAGGAAAACAAAAUAUUACAACUGAGACAAAUGUUUCACAAAAAAGUUUGUCUGAACCAAACACUAAUGAGCAGACAGUCGUUGGCCGUAAACGCAUUCGUUUAGUCCUUUCUGAUGAUGAAGAUGAAAUGUAUGAUGAGGUACAAUGCUCAAAAAGCUGGUCUAAAAAACUCCCAUUAGAAGAUGUUGCUACAUCUGAUGAACUGAAGAUUAAAAGAAACACAGCCAGCCCUGCUCGUAAAUUUCAGGAUGUCUCAUCCUAUACCUCAAAUCGUACCACAAGGUCUUGCAAUCCUGUUAAUAUUGAACAAAGCUCUAGUUCAUGCAAAUCCAGGACUCUUAAUGUGGUCGCUCAAAAUGGCAGAGGUUUUGGAGCUUCAAGCUCCGAAGAAGGUUCCAUUGCUGCUAGUGGCUCUAAAUGUGAUAUCAGUUUCCCCGAAAAUCUAGUUAAUAAGAAUCAUGGUGCCCAUCUUAUUUUUCUUACCUCUGAUGAUGAAAACAAUCAAUGCAUUACAGUCAAGAUUGACAAAGACCUAAUACGUUUGGAUAAUGGCUCAUUUAUGGAUUCUGAUAAGUUAAGCAUUGAGUCUGUCAAGGUUGAACUGGCGUGCUUAUACUACUUGCGACUUCCAAUGGAAAGAAGAUCAGAAGGGCUACUUCCAAUAAUACAGAAUAUAAAAUGUGGUGAAAGUGUCAUACAAUCCGUGGAAACAUUUCAAAAGCUUAAGCAGGAUAUGGGGAAAGUCUUGGUUGAAGCUUUCAUUGAUGGAUGGGUCCAAAAGCGCUUGAUAAAACUGUACACUGAUUGCUGCUACAAGUUAUCUGAGACACCUAAUAUGAAAUUGCUUAAGAAACUGUAUGAUCUGGAGUUUUCAGAUGAUGAAGUUACUGUCUCUGAAUGUGAAUUGCAAGAUUUAUCAAUAGCUCCAUUGUUGAAUGCCCUGUAUGCCCACAAAACAUUUGCAAUGCUGGACCUUUCUCACAAUUUGUUAGGAAAUGGUACAAUGGAGAAACUGCAGCAUGUUCUGACAUCAUCAGGCCAAAAUUAUGGUGGGUUAACGUUGGAUUUGCACAGCAACCUAUUUGGUCCAACUUCUUUGUUUCAGAUUUGUGAAUGCCCUUUGCUAUUUUCUCGAUUGGAAGUGCUCAAUAUCUCUGGAAACCGUCUCACUGAUGCAUGUGCCUCUUACCUUUCAACUAUCUUGGAAAAUUGCAAGGCUCUUUGCAGCUUGAGUAUAGAGCGGUGUUCUAUCACAUCUAGAACAAUUCAGAAGGUUUCUGAUGCAUUGAAUGCUUCUUCUGUGCUCGAGCAACUUUGUAUAGGACAUAACAACCCAAUUUCUGGAAGUACCAUCACUGAUUUACUUUCCAAGCUUGGCACUCUGAAAAGAUUUUCAAAAUUAAAUCUGAAUGGUUUGAAGCUAAGCAAGUCUGUAGUUGAUAGCCUUUGCCAGCUUGCUGCAACCUUGCCCUUCUCAGUAUUAAGUCUUGGGGAAACUGGUAUUGGAAUUGAUGGGGCGUUAAGAUUAACUGAGUCAUUGUUCAAUGGAACUGCAGAGUUUCUAAAAUUUGACUUAUCAUAUUGUGGUGUGACAUCUAAUUACGUUCUCAAACUAAGCACUGUUUCUUCUAUGAUUUGUGGCAUUCUUGAGCUGAACCUUUCCGGAAAUCCUAUUAUGCAGGAGGGUAGCCUUGCAUUAUCAUCAAUGCUUUUGAAUUCUCAAUGUUGUCUGAAACUUUUGGUCCUUCAAAAGUGCCGGCUUGGGACUGCUGGAGUUCUUCAAAUAAUGCAGGCAUUAUCAGGUAAUGGUUUUCUCGAAGAGUUGAAUCUAGCUGAUAAUGCCAAUCUUGAUAGACAGAACUCUGCUCAACCGGGGUCAUGCAAUGCGAACACCAACUUAGAUGGGCUUGAAGUUGCUGAUAGUGAAGAUGAUGAAGUAAAAGCUGCUGCAUCUGGACUUGAUGACAACCACACAAGACCGUGCCAAAGAAAUUCCUCAUCUUCUGGAUGUCAGUUUAUUCAAGGGCUUUCAAGUGCCAUUGAUAUGGCAAAGAAUUUACGAUUACUGGACCUUAGCAAUAAUGGUUUCUCCACACAAGACGCGGAUAUACUGUAUUCUUCAUGGUCAAGAUCAAGAUUUGGUUCAGCUCAGAGGCAUAUAAAGGACCAGAUCAUCCAUUUAUUUGUGGAAGGAAUCAAGUGUUGCGUGAAACCCUGCUGCAGAAAGGACUAGUUUUCUUGCUGCUACAUCUUCAUUGAGGGAUUUGCAGGGAGGAUUUGAGGCACUUGGGAAGCUUAAGCUAUUUUUAUUUUAUUUAUGUGUAUAUAUAUUUAUAUUACCCUUCAAUAAGUUCCACUUCCAGCAGACUUCCAGUUGAGUUCCAAUGAAUUUUCUUAAUAAUAUUAAAGUCUUUUAGUUUCGUACCAAA